CACCAUGCCUUGAGUUCAUUCAGUAGAACUUUUUAACUAGUCUUCGAAACACUUGACUAGAUUUCUAUAUCUAUCUACAAUCUAGAUGCAUGAUUUGAUAUAGUUUGAUAGUGAUUUUUAAACAUUAUGAAAAAUUUCAUACCAAUAUUACUUUUUGGUUUGUUUUUCGUAACUACUUCGUCUUACAUAAAUUUUAAUGAUCAGUUUUCAAUGCAAGAUGUGGAAAAGUGUGAUGAUAAAGUAACGAACCAAGAUUUUAUGAAUCUAGCUCGACGAUAUGGAUACAAACCAGAAGAACAUACUAUAAUCACCGAGGAUGGAUAUAUUUUUAAUAUAUUUAGAAUUCGAGCAACUUUUUUAUCACCUGAAGCGGAAGGAAAACCACCAGUUCUAGUUGGACAUGGAAUUAUGUCAUCAGCAGAUAUUUGGGGACUUUAUAAUCGAUCAUUAGGAUAUGCAUUGGCUGAUGCUGGAUUUGAUGUCUGGUUAGGCAAUAGUAGAGGAAAUAGCUAUGGGCGUUUGCACAAACGUCUAUCACCAGAAGAGCCUCGUUUUUGGAAUUUUUCGUGGCAUGAAAUAGGAAAAUUAGAUUACGCUUCAACAAUCGACUACAUAUUAAAUAAAACCAAUAAACCUAAUUUAACGCUAAUUGGAUAUUCAAUGGGAGGAACUGCAUCACUGGUUUUAUUAUCCGAACGACCUGAGUACAAUCAAAAAAUAAAUGUGUUAAUAAAUUUAGCACCAUCUGUCUUUUUAAGAAAUCAAGAUGCAAUGAGAGCAAUUUUUUUUAAUAUUCUCUAUCAACUCAAGGAUAUUAUUGAUCCAAAUGAAAUGAUAGAAUUUUUACCUCAAGGUAAUGCUUUGAUACGAUUGGCUCAAGACAUAUGUAAAGAUCUUUUAGACUUUUGUGGAUUUAUAUUUCAAUUAAUUACUGGCCAUGAUAGAAGACUACAUGACAAGAAAGAAAUCAUGUUUGCAUCUUAUUUUUAUCCUUCUGGAUCAUCAGCAAGAUGUUUAUGGCAUUACUGUCAAAUGGCUCUUAGUGGUAAAUUUCAGCAAUAUGAUUUUGGUAGAACCAGGAAUCUUUUGCACUAUGGUCAAAAUAAUCCUCCUGCCUACAAUCUCAGUAAUGUUAAAGUUGAUAUGGUUAUUUUCAAGGCAACAAGGGAUUAUUUUAGUACUAAAAAUGAUAUAGAAGAAAUAAACAAUGAUGUUUCUUCAAAUGUAACAGUUGAAACAGUAAAUCAUCCAACGUUUUCACACUUAGAUUUCGUGAUUGCUUAUAAUGUUAAAAAUCUCGUCUAUGAUCGUAUAGCAGAGAUUAUAAAUGAAUAUAAUAAAUAGAAUUAAUAAAAAGUAUAAAUAAAUAAUGAAAUAUCGAAGAUUUAAAAUAAGAUAUA
Messenger RNA from Chelonus insularis, 1400 nucleotides. RefSeq names its product lipase 3-like. The record is from RefSeq and is a predicted model, not a curated record. Gene Ontology annotation, molecular function: hydrolase activity, acting on ester bonds. NCBI's taxonomy places the organism in Eukaryota, Metazoa, Arthropoda, Insecta, Hymenoptera, Braconidae. The transcript has 7 exons. The coding region runs from base 127 to 1344 and encodes 405 amino acids. Gene Ontology annotation, biological process: lipid metabolic process.